CCUGCUGCUCAUUUUCUCUGCUGCGCAAGGUCUUUUUUUCUUCUUGUGACCCAUCUUACGAAUUUCUCUUUUCUUUGUCUUAUUGAUACUUAAGUAUUUCUGCCUUACCAAACAUUGUGCUCAUUACUUUACCUUCCUCCUCUCUCUGUUUUUUGUCCACUCAUGUCUUUUGUCUCAUUUUUGUUCCCUUUCAUAUAUCUUCUUCUUACACCUCUUUUUUUCCCUUCUGUGUCAUUCUGUUUACCCUCUCCUUCUCUCUCCUUUCUGACAUCUCACUUCUGUCCACUGCCUAACUCUGCCUUCCUCUUGACAUUUCUUCUCCAAGCUGUUCCUUUGGUCACUGUCCUUUUCCUCCCUUACAUUUACAUAUAUUUUACUCCCUUACAUUUACGUGUAUUUUACUUGUGUGUGUGUAUAUAUAUAUAUAUAUAUAUAUAUAUAUACUUACAUAUAUUUCCAUCCCAUGUCUUUCACUCUCGACCUGAAAAGAAGAAAUUCCUCAUGCUGAUAGUCUGAUCCUAUUUCAUCCCUUUUGUAGCAUCUGAAGUACACUGUUCCUGCCCAUCCUCAAACAUAUACUGGGUAGACUGAAGAAUUAAGUAUGUGGGAAAUGUUCCUAAAUUCAGAUGUGUACUUAAGAAAGCAUCUUGCUCAGGCUGCACUGUGAACAGAGCAGAUGUUGUGCUCCCACUGACAGUUCCAGAGGAGGACUUCAAGCCCGUUGAACUCAAAGACCUAAUGACAUUCUUUUUACAUUUCUCAAUUUCAGAGGUUUGUUUUUUUUUUUUUUGUAAAUAAAAAGACUUAAAUUUUAAGUGCGGGACACUGCCAUAUCUUUGAAUAUGCUGGACUGACCCAAAAUAAGACCUCACAAUAUAUUUUUCUUUUUUCACCCAAUUGUUUUGUUUUAUGCAUUUGUUAAGCCACUUUUUUGCAGUUAUUGGAAGAGAAAUGGUUUCUCCUCAGCAGAGCUAAGCUCUUCCUCUGAAAGGGGUUCUGUGUGGGGUGAGACUGGGAUUUCAGCUUGUCAACUUCCCUUUUUUCUGGAGCCAUAGGGAGAGGAGAGAGCUGUGACUGCAGGAUCAUAUGCAUUGGGUGGGAGAUGGAAGAAUAGAUGCAUAAUCCAAAAUUGCUACAUUAACCUCAGAGGGUGGGGGGGAAGAGUUGUUUAAUAAUUUUUUCCCUUGACUACCACUGACUACGAACGCCAUCAUUGGGGAUCAAGAGCAAUUGUUAGAUUUUGCUAUUUAGAUACAAGUCUCAGUUUUUAAAAAUACAAUUUAUUAUUUAAACUACUUUUUUUUGUUCAAAGAGCAUACUACUAACUGGCUGGAAUGAAAACAGCUCCAUCCCACGGAUUCCACCUCCGCUUUCUGGCAGCUUACCUGACUCAUAAAGAGAGUGGGGGGUUUAUAUGCCACCUACAUCAACUCAACAUUUUCCUUUGUGGUGAGACUUAAUCACCACCCUUGUCAUAUUAUUUCAUCGACCCUCUUGGAGUAGGAAUUCUUUACCUUUCAAACCAGCCUUAAAAGUUCUUAUAAAUAGGGUGAGGGUUUUUUUUCUUUUCCUGAAUUUGAAAGUACAUAGGUGGUCCAAUGCAGCAGGGUUUUCUGUGUAAUUUUUUAAAAGGUAACCUUUACCUUAGGACCAUGGAUGAGAGAGUUUCCAUUUGCAGAGGACAUAGCUCUGACAUGAGAUGUGUCGCCUAAAGAGUUGAAAUCCAUCAGCUGAAGGUAGAGGACCAUCCCCCAGGUAAUCACUGCAGGUGGUGUGUGCUGGGGGAGAAACUGUGGGCUUUUAGACACAAUGAUCAAGGAUGUGAGUGGGCAGAGUUUGUCAGAGGCAGUGCCUAUAUUAGACACAGUCAAGAAAGACAGAUAUGCUUUUGGGCACAUCAGAUCUCUCCUUAUAACCUAUUUGUGUAACCUCUGUGACUCUGUCUCUUGUGGAGAGAGUUCCUAUGAAGUAGACUGACAUUUGUCAAGCAGAAAAUACUGCAUGAGAGAAGACUGAAGAAAUGAAAACAAAGCACAGAGGUGGCAAUGCAAUAGGUGGUGUGUACAGGAGGCAAUGGAAGAAAGAGUAGGAGAAUAGAACCACCCCAGGUUGUUGGGAGUUACAGAGAGGACACAAGUUAUGCUAGAAAGCUGGGGCAAGAGGUAUGUGACAUUUUUUUCUGAAGAAAAUUCUUGAAAUGACAUAGGGGAAUCGCAGAAAGGAAGGUAUUCUGAAGCUCAGCAUUUGAAGAUAAAACCUAGUGCGAAAAGAGGCCAGGGAAAGCAUUUAUUGAGAGUCUUCAUUUCUCUAUCACAAAGGCAGGUAGAAUCAAGGAACAGGAAGGAAAGGGAAAAUUGAAAGGACUGAAGUGAACCAUUGGUAAAUAUCAAAGAAAGAAGCAUAGGGAAGGGAAGCUGCUUUCUUAUUGACAGAGAGGCAGAAGUCUUCUUUAGGUCCUCUGGGGGACCUGGAAAUUGACUGAGUGACAAGUGUGGCUCUGCGAGAUGGGAGACAGAAGAUCCUGUCAGGAAGGAGCUGUCUGACCAUACCUAAUAUAAAUAUAGGCUGUUUUCAUUCCUGAUGUGUUUGUCUUAAAAUGCACUGCAGGUGCAGCAGCUCUGCCCUGAAGAGAUGGAGGCUGCAGCUGUCUGGACCUUCCAGUACCACCGUCCUCUUUCUUGCAUGCCAGAAUUAACCCUUCUCUCAUCUCCUGCACUGUGGGUCCUCAGCCCAGCUCCAGUCAUCCUUUAUCGACUGCAGCUGCCUGAUAACUGGGACACAACUCAAGAAAAGGAUUUAGCAGUCACCUGCAAAGAUAUGCUUCUGGAAGCAGAGCAGCUCCAAGACAGAGUGAAAGAGUUCUCAGGAUGCCAGAGCCAGCAAAGUCAACCUCAGCUCCCAAAAAGGGCUCCAAGAAAGCGGUGACAAAGACCCAGAAGAAGGGCGAUAAAAAGCGUCACAAAAGCAGGAAGGAGAGCUACUCCAUCUAUGUCUACAAGGUGCUGAAGCAGGUCCAUCCUGACACUGGCAUCUCCUCCAAGGCCAUGGGCAUCAUGAACUCCUUCGUCAAUGACAUCUUUGAGCGCAUUGCUGGAGAAGCCUCCCGCCUGGCCCAUUACAACAAGCGCUCCACCAUCACGUCCCGGGAGAUUCAGACAGCCGUGCGCCUGCUGCUCCCAGGAGAGCUGGCCAAGCACGCAGUCUCAGAGGGCACCAAGGCUGUCACCAAGUACACGAGCUCCAAAUAGCCAGACAUCCCCUCUGCAAUGGGACCAUCGAGCAGCGGGCCCUCCACGCCAGCACAGGUAGGCAGCCAUGGUCUGGAUGAGUGGUCACAGCUAUUAUCCACAGCAGUUUGCAGCCUGGGGAUGCCCAGACAAAGAGGAGACAGCGAUCUGGAUGUCAGCUGAUUUUUAUCAUCUGUUCAGGAUGUAGACAGGAUUUGUCAAAGCUGGUAGUGGAGGCCCCUGCUUUUACAUCUCAUUCAAAGAACCGACCAACCAUGGUAUAUCCAGUCUCUUCUGUGCUUGGCAAACAUUCAUGUUUGGCACUGGGAGGGGGGACUGGCAGCAGCAACGCAGAGACACCAUCAGCGAAGUCUUCCUGUUUGACUGCUUUCUCACAGUCAUCUGAUAUGGGAACUGAAGAGUCAGCACUGCAUCCUCUCUCUCAGAGCCUGAAUCCCUCCUGGCUGCAGCGGCUCAGCCCACCCUGUGCUGGCAGAAGUGGCAUCAGCAGCUACCAGGCACAUAUUGAUUCAACAGCUAUCUGUGCUUGACAGCCUGUUUUAAAGAGCAAGCCUGGCAGGCAGAUGCCCACGUUGAUACCAAGCACUAAUCCUCCUCCUUGCUCUUGAUGGAUGAGCCAUGGAGCAGGAUGAGGGUGCUGGCGCAGCUGCCCACUGCCUCCCACCUUGUGCUGAGGUGGAGGGAUGGACAAGGUGGGAUGUUGGGAGUGGGCCUCUAUCUUUCCUGGAUGCUGCUUUGCCUGCCUUAGGACUUGCUUUGGCAUGCAAGACAUUGCUAAUUCUGCUGCUUUUCAGAGACUUUUCCUGCCUUGAUGCUGCCUGGGUGUCCCGUAAGUGUGGGCAAGAUGGGGUGGUGCCCAUGGGGGUCCCUCUUCUGUGAGCAAUAGGGUGGUGCAGGACAAACAGCACAGAUGUUUUGGGCAGGGACUGAGGAUUUGGGAGGCAUCUGGUGUGGGAGCACAGGUGGCUAGUGCAUUUUGAGGAGUGGGAGGAAGCUCGCUCCCUGCAGAGGUCACUGCAGGCAGCUCUCCUGGCCCUGCCCUCCCUAAUUCAUUCAGCAGUUAGAAAACAAAAGCAAAAUUGGGGGCUGGAUAUAUAAGCACUCUUGCCUGCAUCCCAGAUAUUUAAAAGAUUGAAUAUUUUUGAACUGCUUCAGAUAUGCCCCAUAUCUUUUCAAAGCCCACAGUAAGACGAGCAAUAGUGAAAUCGCGAUAAAGCCAUAAGGGUUAAGGGAGGAAUGUCUUGGUUACAGGUUUAUCUUGCCCAGACUGCUGGAUAGCAGAAGGGCCUGUGUGGAACUGGUGUGAAGUUGAAGCUUCCUACUCAAAACACAAAAUUAGCCAACAUUAAAAAAAAAUCAAAGUCUCUGGUAGGCAGUAACACUCAAAGAAAAAAUAUUCAUGUCUAAAAUAACAACAGCUUUCUGCAACUUAGUCUGUAAAUAAAAGGAGCAGCAAGGAAGUAGGAUCCAUAACUAAGUGCAGAUUCCCCCUAAGUUUCAAGACCUUGUUUUUAUUUUACCUUGUUUUACCUAUUAACUAAAAGGUAAAUUCAUAUCCCAAAAUAGCAGCCAUGCAAUACAUUUCUAUCUUUCCCCUGCAUUUAUCUCUAUCCUGUUUCUUUACACUUUAAGAGUGACUGGGACCUUUGGCAAGUUUAUGUUGCUUUUGGAGCUGUAGGACUCUGCAGCUCCAGAAGAUUCACAUUGCAGUCAUUUUUGCAGUUGGUCUGAGGCACAGCCCUGCUCAGAAGCCUGAGAGCAGCCUGGGGUCUGGUGUGGUCUCUGUGCAGGGGUGAAGGUCACUUUGUUUAUGGGCUGCUUGCACACCCCUGCUCUGGGCGUGAGCUCAAAGUGUGUGUGACCCCACACUUGAGAGGGGGCUUUCCUCACACCCUCUGCUCAGCAAUAGCACACAGCUGUGUUUUAUAGCCUAGUGCCAGCAGGAAUCUCUGCUGGUAGCUCUCAGAAAGAACAAAACCCAGCUCCCUGGGUGCCAGCACCCACAAGGAGCAGCUCCCAGCGACAGCACCUGUAUUCAGUAUCAGUAGCAUUGCUAACCUGGGCCUCUUGGCCAGGACACUUUGUGGGUGAAACGUAGUAGUUCCUUCUGUUUCCAAUCAAAUAGUCAAAAUCAGAUACCAAAGAUUAACAUGUACCUGCAGUGGGCCUAGAGCCACCAUCCUUCACACCUCUGCCACAAGAAAUCUGGGCAGUGGAUGAUGCAUCAGGGGGACUGUUGAGAGUGAAGGGCUGGAUGGCAUUGCUGGAGCUUUCUUCUGUCCCUCUGAGCUGCAGGUCAGAAUUCAUCCUCCUGGGGAGUUCUCUUGAAGGCAGGAAUUCAGAGUGGAAUGAACCCACUCCAGUCCAAGAAAUGUGUUUGAGCCAGGACACACAUCUCCCAGGAUCACCUGGUACAGCCUCUAAGCUCUCACUCCUUUGAGCAAAGCAGAGUCCCACUUGAGUCUCCACAGACUGCAAGAAAUCAGGAAAAUAAAAUGAGGUAUUGGCCCUCCAGGGUCUCCUGGGCAGCUCAGGGAGCCAGGAGUGAGGCUGGGCACUCAGAUGAGAGCUGCUCACUCCAUACUCAGAGUACUGGUUCCAUUUUCUUCUGUCAGUGUUGUCAUUCUUCAUUUUUGGAGAUUGUUUCAGAGGGAGGAGAACCAGUCAUUUAAAGCUACAAAAAUACUUGAAGGCUUAAAGAAGAUUUUUAUAUUGUCUAAAGCCAAGUGACUGAAACUGGUCAUGUCCAUGCAUUUAUAGUUUAGGUGGUCUUUUUAUGCAUAAUUUGCUCUUCACUGUCUAUUUGUAUUUUUUUUUCACUCACUCCUGACAAUGUGAAGCACAGGAUUGAGGAACUGAUCCCUGUUAAAACAAACCUUUUUUAUUCUUUUCCUUUCUUUCAAGCUUUGUUUUAACCCUGUUCUAGUGGCUGCUCUGUUCUGUCACUGUUGUGCAGACAUUUGUGCCAGCAAAGGGAAGGGAUGAUCCAGGAAAGGCAAAGCUGGUAUAAGCUAGGACUGACACAGAAAGAAUUUGGGAAGUUAAUGUACAGGACACCAUCCACAGCAGUUAAAUGGGAAUUAGUUUGCAUGUGAUGAGCUUGGGCUGAGCCUUAAUGUUAGAAGCAACAGAAAGUGGUCUACAAGUUCAAGGGUUAAUUGUCCACUAAGUAAUCUGAAGUGUGACAUACUUCACGGUUUCCUGGUAAGGAGGUUUGCUGCAGAAAAUGGAUUCUGCACUACAGGAUCAGUACUUUUAAAAAAUACAUAUUUCCAGCUCUGGAAUUGAGAAAAUGUUUUAAAAUUGAAGAUAAUAUACCAAUCCCCACUGUCUCUACCUGAUUCCUACUGCAGUCCCAAAAGCAUCUCUGUGCUAUGCCUGUGUUUUGCCAAUUAAAGUAAAUAAACUACAGAUUGAAAGUUGGAGUGUAAGAUGAAAAAGUUAAUACAGCCUUGAUACUAACCUCAUAUUAACCCCAAGGAUAUCACUGCACUGAGUUAUUUGUUUUCAUGUACAAUUUAAAAAAGAAAACAAGCUGCUAUAGAUCUUCUGAUUUCCCUGCUUCCCUAGAAGGGCCUAAAGUCCAUCUGCCUUUCACAGCAGAGUUCAACCUAUAGAGGAACUGAGAGCCCACCUACAAGGAGGCUUACUCCUGCUCAGGACAGACAGGUUUUUAGUCAAGCAUGGGGAAAACGAGCAGGUGUGGAGGGCAAGUGCCUGUCCUGGACACAACUGUGUGCCCCACAAAAGGACACUGAAGAGUCCUGCCCAGUGCAGCUGUGUGGCCUGUGCACCCUUCACUCUGGUAGAGGCAGCCAUAUGGGUAGCCCCAAGUCCUGCCACCCCUGGAGUAGAGUUUGGCAUGGCCUCUGCACAGCCCUGAGCAUCUGUUCCACCAUAGCAUUUCCUGAUGGGUUACAUCCAGAUCACAUUGUUUACAGGGAAAGGAAGAAUGGGAACUGAAUAGUAAAAAUCACUUAAUGACAGAAUUUGGAGAGUUUCCUGGGACCACCACCUGGGGAGCAAUCUUUCAUGCUUACUCCAUGCAUGGUAUCUCUUGGGCUUAUGUACACAGCGUUUUUCUGACAGUAAGUGUUACAUGAAGUAUGAUCCAUGUUAUAUUGCUGCUGGGUUAUGACCUUAGUGCUAAUUACCUGCUUUCUGUUAAGUGUCUAAAUAAAAUGUAACUUCCAACCUGUUGGAAGUCAAUGGUA
Messenger RNA from Taeniopygia guttata (zebra finch), 7462 nucleotides. RefSeq names its product histone H2B 5. The record is from RefSeq and is a predicted model, not a curated record. Gene Ontology annotation, molecular function: DNA binding; protein heterodimerization activity; structural constituent of chromatin. Gene Ontology annotation, cellular component: nucleosome. NCBI's taxonomy places the organism in Eukaryota, Metazoa, Chordata, Aves, Passeriformes, Estrildidae.